Messenger RNA from Malassezia vespertilionis, 1872 nucleotides. RefSeq lists its product as uncharacterized. The record is from RefSeq and is a predicted model, not a curated record. Bases 1 to 1872 code for a protein of 623 amino acids. Gene Ontology annotation, cellular component: kinetochore; nuclear body; cytosol. The transcript has a single exon. NCBI's taxonomy places the organism in Eukaryota, Fungi, Basidiomycota, Malasseziomycetes, Malasseziales, Malasseziaceae.
AUGCGUGCAGCGCCGUGCGCAACGGAUGCGCCGGUGGCGCUGACGACACGCGCAGUCCUUGCGCUUGUUGGGCGCGUAACAGAUGGCGAGACAAGCGUGGCAGACAAGCAGGCAGCGCUCACGACGCUGCUCGACGCAUAUACCCACUUUACGAUGCACAAAAGUGCACGCGCGGUCCUGGAACGUGCAUACGGCGCUCUGUUUUCGUGCUUAGACGAGUCGGCCAUCCAAGAAGCGCUGUGCAUUUUGCUUUGCUGCCUCACGCGGCGCGGGCAUGUGCGUGCGUUCCGCAUCCGCAAAGUGCGGACGCUGUAUGCCGGUUCGGCGCGCGAUCCUGGUUUGUAUGCAUUGCUCGAUACGUACGCAACGUACUACCCUGCCUUGCUGCUUCCUGUAGAGCAGCCGGCAUCUCAUACGCAGCGUGAGCGCCAGAGCCACGCGUCGGCGACGUUUGCGCUUUGCUUGCGGCACUGGGCACGCAGCCUGGCGCAGCUCGUCUUGCCAGACAUUGUCCCAGGGCUUUGCAUCCAUGCGGGCGAUGCUACUCAGUCGCGCGUUCCGCGGCUGCUGUAUCUUGCAUUGCUUCUGGGUGUAGGAAUGCCGCACCACGAAGCACCACAGCGCGACGCAGUGGACCAAGACAUUGGCGCGCGGAUUGCAACGUCCUUGGGCCGCGUCAUGGCCGUGAACCAUGUCUACCAGAUUCGACAGCAAAAACGCGUCAAUGCACGGCUCGAGGACGAUGUGAAGCUAGGGCCCGGACAGAUACCCUGCUUUGACCCGAUCGCCAGCGCCGUGCUGGACCAAGUAUACCUGCGAUGCGCCGCCAUAAACAAUGUCCCGCCCACCCUCUUUACCUUCCUCGCGCAUGUAGUGCAGUCGAUGGGCGCUGAUGCGGUGGAGCGCUUGCGCGACGGACAGAUUGCGGAGUGGGAGCGUGUGUGGUAUCCUACCGUCGUCGCAAUCGCGCGGCUUUUUUCGCGCUUGCACCCGGCGCCAUGGGACGAAUUGGUCGGGACGCUAGUGCGGCCCUUGUGCCAUUUGGCCACCAUGGACGGCGUAUCGGAUUUAAUGUCUGCCACCGUCGUCCAAGGCCUCGUGCGUUUACUCGAGCAUUGGUCAUGCACCGCACCGCACGCACAGGACCGCAUUUGUGCACUGCGCCAGUGGCUGCUCGAGCUCGAAGAGGCAGUGCUCAUGGACGGAGACCCACCGCUUCCUAUAUACCACGCUGCACUCGACCUGCACCUCGCUCUCGCACGCACAGGAUGCAAAGAGGGCACGCACGCCUUUUAUCCGUUUCCCUUUUUCCUCCUUGCGAUGCCGUCGGCUAUGGCUGGUUCUGUAGCGACACUCGCACGUCUCUGCCAGAUUGUGCUUCUUUUGCGCACUGCCGUGAUGCAGACGGCGCAUGCGCUCGAUGUCGACGCGGUCAACGCCAUGCUUCUCGCACUGGUCGAUAUGCUGUGGAGCGGCAGGGCCUACGGUGCCAUCAUGCAGCACGGCCUACGGAUCGACGGCCAGAUUGCACUGGAUUACGGCACGGCACAGGCGCUCAAACAGGCGGCGGAUGCGUGCCGCAUUGUACCUUUUGUUCUCGUCGCGUCUUUGUCGCACAGCGCUUUGCUCGCGCCGCUGUUUGAGCAAUUUUGCAAUACGCGCCUGCUUCCUCCGGCGCAGCAGAGACCGUUUUUGCGUGGGCCUAUCACACCAUCUGCACUUCGCCCUGCGCGAGCGUUUGGUCUUCCUGCAAACCUGCCCUACGCCGAGAUCCGCGUGCAGUUCCUUGCAUGGCUCGCUGAGCGCCACGCACCUGAAUUUUCGCAGCUCUUGCAAGCGACAGUACCUUCCUUGCAAGCACGUCCACAGUAA